GGGAGAGGGGGUUGAUAGUGAGGGAUUGGGCCCCACAGUUGGAGAUAUUGGGACACGUGUCGACGGGUGGAUUCAUGAGUCACUGCGGGUGGAAUUCGUGCAUGGAGAGUAUUUCGAUGGGCGUGCCAAUAGCUGCUUGGCCAAUGCAUUCUGAUCAGCCGAGAAAUGCUUUUUUGAUAACGGAGGUGUUGAAAAUCGGACUAGUGUUGAAGGAUUGGGAAAAGAGAGACGAGUUGGUGAGUUCAGUUGCGGUAGCGGAAUGUGUUAAGAGAUUGAUGGAUUCCGAUGAGGGAAAUGAGGUGAGACAAAGGGUUAUGGAGUUGAGAAAAAGUGUGGUGGAUGGUGGUGGUAGUUCUAAAGAGAUGGAAUCAUUCAUUGCCCAUAUCACAAGAUAAUAAAAGUGGUCGGGGGGCCAAAAAUACGUUUAAAAGUAUUUCGAUUUUUUAAGUUUACUACAUGCAUUAUUAGGCAUGAAAGUUUCUAUAUGAACUAUAACAUCAAUUAUUUACUGAAAACACACCUUUUAUAACUAUCAAUUGUUCAUUUUCUUUCAA
Messenger RNA from Capsicum annuum, 554 nucleotides. Its product is annotated as zeatin O-glucosyltransferase. Gene Ontology annotation, molecular function: UDP-glycosyltransferase activity. The record is from RefSeq and is a predicted model, not a curated record. NCBI's taxonomy places the organism in Eukaryota, Viridiplantae, Streptophyta, Magnoliopsida, Solanales, Solanaceae.